Prunus armeniaca (apricot) is the source of this 729-nucleotide messenger RNA. Lineage: Eukaryota; Viridiplantae; Streptophyta; Magnoliopsida; Rosales; Rosaceae. The record is from the annotation of a GenBank genome assembly.
AUGGCUCUUAUCUCUAAGCCUAUCUUUUCCAAGUCCGAGCUAGAUCUUCUCUCCAAGGCUCUCCUUAUUUGUUGGCAAAUAUGGGAGGCUAGGAAUAAUAUGUUAUUUCAAGACUUGAAGCCCAUAUUUGCCGGCUGCAUCCAUGCUGCGGCAUCCGUUGGUUUGGACUACUGGAAGCUGAAUUUGUUACCCAGGAAAGAUAAAGAUUUCUCUAUGAUGAUUAAAUGGCAUCCCCCUCAUACUGGCUGGAUUGAAGUUAACUUUGAUGGGUCCCAUAUGAACUCUCAAGCUUCCACAGGAUUUGUCAUCCUGGAUUGCAAUGGUCAUGUCUUGUUAGCUAGUGCCAAUAAUCUUGGAGAGAACUCCAUAAAUGUUUCUGAAAGUGUUGCGCUUCGAGAUGGUCUUGUUGCUGCUAUUGAUCGUGGUUGGGAUCAAAUUAUUAUAGAAGGUGACUCUAAACUCGUCAUUGAUAGCAUUCUCAAAAAAGUUACCCCUCCUUGGAGUAUCUACCAGAUUAUUCAGGACAUUCGGUCCCUUUCUUCUUCUGUCAGCCAUGUUUGCUUUCAGCAUGUUUUUAGGGAGGCUAACUUCACAGCCGAUGAGGUAGCCAAGUUGGGACACAAGCUUUCCUCUCUAAUUGUUUGGGGGCUUGGUUUGCCAUUAUUAGUCUGCUCCGCCUUUUAUUUCGACCUCUUUGGGUAUUCCUGCCCAAGAGGCUUUGUUUUGUAA